Molecule: messenger RNA, 1695 nt
Organism: Dreissena polymorpha
Lineage: Eukaryota; Metazoa; Mollusca; Bivalvia; Myida; Dreissenidae
Product: proteasome activator complex subunit 3-like
Exons: 11
Coding region: 125-898 (257 amino acids)
Biological process (GO): regulation of G1/S transition of mitotic cell cycle; positive regulation of endopeptidase activity; regulation of proteasomal protein catabolic process
Cellular component (GO): nucleoplasm; cytoplasm; proteasome activator complex
Molecular function (GO): endopeptidase activator activity
Source: RefSeq, a predicted model, not a curated record
CUGUACGUUCAUACGAUGGGAACAAUGUAAAGCCAGAAAGUAGUCGCCAAACCGUUGAAAAUACUGUGUUAAAAAGACAGCUAAAGUCUACGCAGAUAAUUUUUAUUCGGAAGAAUAUAAAAUAAUGACGAAGGAAUCGAAAAAGUCGAGAGACGCAAUGGCCCACAAGAAACAAACGGCCAUGCCUGAGGAAGAAGAUCGGGUUCAAGAUUUCAAAGAUCAUUUCAAGUCUGAGGGCGAGCAGUUGGUAAAGGAAGUGUUCCCCCACAAAAUCAUUGAACUGGAGGAAAUUCACAAGAGUCUCAGCUUGGACCGGCUACACAACAUCCACAGUGACCUCAACAUCUCUUACCCAGACCCCGUCCUCCUUAAAGACAAUGGCACGGAUGAGCCUACAACAAAAAAGAGGAAACAUGAUAUUCAAGGAACAGAAGUGCACAGCCUGCCUGGUGGCCCUGUCCCCAUCAACAAACAGCUGCUUGACAUAUCUGAGAAACUGAAGCCAUACAUCCGAGACUUGAUAGAUCACUCUAACACAAUAAAGAUGUGGAUUUCCUUUCUCAUUCCCAAAAUUGAAGAUGGCAAUAACUUCGGAGUGUCCAUACAGGAGGAGACUUUAGGUGAAGCGAGGCAAGUUGAGAGUGACGCUGCUACCUACCUGGACCAGAUAUCACGAUAUUACAUCUCGCGAGGCAAACUGGUGUCCAAAGUGGCCAAAUACCCUCACAUAGAUGAUUACAGGCAGUCAGUGAGGGAACUGGAUGAGAAGGAAUACUUCAGUCUACGUCUGACUACUGCAGAGCUACGAAACCACUACGCUAGUCUUCAUGACUUGAUUAUCAAGAACAUAGACAAGAUCCUGAAGCCUCGAAACGCAAACGCAGAAGGACUCUAUUAGUUUGGCUAGGUCCCUGAAACAGUCCUUAUUUCUCUUUUGAAACAUUUUCAUUACGUCGUAUUAACUUAUUGUUUACAAAUUCAACAACGUUGCUUAAAUAUUUAUCAGUUUCCGAAAAUAGUCAUUUCUGUGAAAUAUAUACAUGUAUAUGCAUUUAUUUAAAAAAAGAAAAAUCCAAUGUUAACAUGACGUUGUAUGCAUUAUUUUUGUUAAUAAAUGACCAUUAACUAAUAGUUGUCAAAGAAUUUCGUUUUUAAAUGUUAUAAUGCAUUAUGGUGCUGGUAAUUUGAAUUCUGUUCUUUAUUUUUAUACAUGCAGUAUUGUUCAUUUGUUAUUUAAAUGUUAACAUUUGUAAAGUAUCUUUUUACAAAUAAGAAGCCAUAUAAAAAAAUUGUGAAGUGUUUUUAGCAGCAAGAUCACCAAAUUUACAAUAUAUCCUGAAAUUUGUUUUAUUUUACAGUAAACUGUUUUACUUUGUAGGAAUAAUGUGCAUUUGUGACUGUAAAUGUAAAUACUUUGCAUGUUUGCAUUGAAUAAAUAAAAAACGGUCAGAACAUACAUGUUUAGUUUAAGUUAUAUUAAGUAUUUUUCACAAAAUAAAACAACGAUAGUGAAAGAAGAACAUUGAGCGGUUUAUACAAAUUUAAACAUGUUCCAAUUCACUGUAUUCACCUAGGGAUCAUUUAAACAGGAAUCCUGUGAACCUGUGCCAUUGAAGUCAUUCAGCAAACAUACACAUACUGUUUUAGCCUUCAUCUGUACAUUCGACAUUUCUUCCAAUAAAUGUUUCGUUCAUG